AGAUGUCUCUCUUGGCGAUUAAGUACCACCGUGGACAUCUGGAGAUAUUAAACCAACUUCUCCUUCCUCAUGAGUCGGUCUACGAGGAAAUUUCUUGCGUUGAGGACGGUUGGCAAGCAAUUCGAUCGAUGAAGGUGAGAUUUUUCUGGGGGGCAAGUUUGUGUGGAGGACUUGUUUUUCUUUGCUCUUUUGGUCUGGCAAAAAAGGGGUUUUUUUAUCACCUUUUUAGGCGUGAAUAGUGUAGGCUCUCGUUAGCUUUAAUGAACUUAAAAGAAGAAAAAAGAGGAACGUGUUUGGUUUUAAAUAAGGUAAAUAAGAACUGGACGUAAACUGUGAGGGUAAUAGCCAUGCCUUUGAUACACUGUAAAUGUUCCCCCGGUCUCCCCCUCUUAACACGCAACAGCUUUGGCUCAAAAGAUAACCGCCGUGUUAUUGGAAAUAGUUAAGUUUAUAGCGGAGUUAAUUACUAAAUCAAAGCUACGUAUUACUGCCAGAAAUGGUGUGGAUAUAGGAAUUAUUACUAUUUCCACACCAUCGAUUUUUUUUUUAAAUUAUUGCGUUAAACUAGGGUAGAAUAAAAUGCUUAUUCAUCCUGCUUUGGUGGAUGGCUAUAUACGAACUUUUGUCCACGUGUCCCAUUUUUGUCUGACAUCUGCAUCUCCAAGGUGCGUUUUGAAACGUUUUGAACGGUUUGGGUACGUUCCUAAAUAAAAAUUAAUAUGCCAUCUCAGUUUUCAAUUCAGGCAAUUAUAAAGGAGAGAACCUGCGAUUGUCUUCUAUCUUGCAAGGGGCUAAAAGUCUAUUUAUGAACUGCUUUUAAACCAGGAUCUUCAUGUAAUAAGUACUGUAUGUAUGCCAACCAAGUGAAUGCAAAACAAGACAAAUUUUGUGCUGUAUGUGCAAACAGAGGGAUCGCAAGUGAACUUGUACAAUUCAGUGUCAGCUUCAAGGAAACUGUUUUUCUUUGUGUCCAGCGGGAUUGUUUUUUCCCAUUUGGUCAUGGAGACAUUUCCGGCUUCUUUGAGAGGAAGAAAUGUAAAGAAAGGGCAUUAUUUUCUGAUAAGGCAAAUUUUGCAGAACAAAUUUGUUUCUCCUCAGGAUGUCAUGAAAAAUUUUUUAUCACUCAUGGUACUUCCUUGGAGCAAGGACUCGUCCACCUAAAAAAUGAAAAGCUUCGUCUCCUUGAGAAAGUGGACAGAAAGUCUUCUGGAUUUAGUCCAGUUCGUAGGGAUACAUUGUUUUUUAAUUGCAGAAGGUCAAGAAUGACGUUUUUUAAACCAUACAUCCCAACAAAAAGACAGUUGUGCAGUUCUUCCUUAUUAGCAAUUGAAAGCAAUAUUGAUCAUUCAAGUACAUGUAUGCAGGAACCACAGGAUCUGUCUCAGCGUAACAAAGAACUUACUAGAGAUGAAGAGCAGUUUCUUAUUGAUGUUGUCUUCAAAUGAAUGAAGUGCUAUUAAUACGACUGUGUAAUUGUACAAUGAAUUUCUGUGUGUCUCACAGAUUAACCUGAGUUAUACACAACUGUAGCUAAGGAUAUUUUACAUUUUAAUCACACAGCUACAGUUUGUUUGUGAUCUUUGUGAAGUUUCAUUGUCAUUACACAAGCACUUUUUCUCACAAUAUUUUUUUGCUAUUACUUGCUGAGUGUGAGCUAGAGAAACAACAUUUCUGCAAUUGAACUUUCUCCAAACUCCAAUUGAACUUUCCAGUAAUUUUAUCUAAGUGGAUUGCGUCCAUACAGUGUAGCUGUCAUAGAGAGGAGGUCAUUAUUAGAAGUUGGAGUGUACACACAUAGUUUAUUCAAUGAAGGUUGCUUUGGACAAUUCAUUGUAGCGAGUUCCAUAUGCAAAAAUGCCCCAUUGUCAAAGGAAAGCAAGUGUUUUUGAAUUAGCUAUAUACAGAGUGUUAGUGUGUUUAAUCAAAUGGUGACGAGUCAAAUUAUUCUCUAAUUUCAUGAACAUACCAUUUUGAUUACAAUGUACCUAUUUUAUAAUAUAGUUAUAAUUAUAUUGAUGACAAUUAAGCUUACUAUUGUAGUUUUUUGACAUGUUUAUCACAUUGAUUAUCAAUCAAGAACUUCCCAUGCUGAAAAGUGCAGAGCUUGAAUUCUGGCUUUAGUUCAGAAUUUUCAGAAUUUUUCGACAAAAUCACUUGAUAGAAUCCUUCUUGAUGUGCUUUUGGUGAGUUUAGGAAAGCAAGCUUUUUUGAAUUAGCUAUGUACAGAUUGUUAGUAUGUUUAAUCAAAUGGUGAUGAGUCAAAUUAUUCCCUUAUUUCAUGAGCAUACCAUUUUGAUUACAAUGUAUCUAUUUAAUAAUAUGGUUAUAAUGUAUUGGUGACAAUUACACUCACAAUUGUAGUUUUUGACAUGUUUAUAACAUUGAUUAUCAAUCGAGAACCCCCCACACUGAAAAGUGCUGAGCUUGAAUUCUGGCUUCAGUGCAGAAUUUUCAGAAUUUUUCGGCAAAAUCACUUGAAAGAAUCCUUCUUGAUGUGCUUUUGGUGUGUUUAGGUUUUCUGAAGUGUCUUGUAAUGUCCUGAUAAUAUCUUUAUUCAUAACAUUUUUAAACCUUGCUGCCAUCUUGGCACUGAAACGUAUGGAAUGUUGCCAUAGCAAUUUUGUAUUUUUGCUCGUGAAAUCAUAAGUUAUAUGUACACUGUAACUUUGAAAUUUCAUGCAAAAUUAGGGACUACUAUGAUAUUAUGUUUAUUUCAGGUUCGUGGUGCCCCGGCUAUUGCUAUAGUUGGUGCCUUGAGUUUGGUGGUGGAACUGCUCCAGCAGUCAUUCAGUUCAGCGGAAGAGUUGCUAAAGUUUAUAACAGAGAAGCUUGACUACCUUACCACAGCUAGACCAACAGCUGUAAAUAUAUCAGAGACUGCAAAAGAUCUAGUGUCUUUUGUUACAUAUUUAUCUUCAGUUAAAAGUGACCCUCAGGAUAUCAAGAUAAAAGUCAUUGAGGAAAUUGAAGGAAUGCUGGCAAAAGAUGUGAGCGAUAAUCAGUCUGUUGGCAGGCAUGGGGCAGAUCAUAUGGUACAGCUGACAAGCUCCGAAAAGUUGAAAGUACUCACUCAUUGUAACACUGGCUCUUUAGCAACAGCUGGCUAUGGAACUGCUCUGGGAGUCAUCAGAAAGCUAUAUGAACAAGAGAGGAUUGAACAUGUCUUCUGCACAGAAACAAGACCUUACAACCAGGGUUCACGGCUGACUGCUUAUGAAUUGGUCUAUGAGAAUAUUCCAUCCACUUUAGUAGCCGACUCCAUGGUGUCUUUGCUCAUGAAGACCAAGGGAGUGCAUGUGGUUGUUGUUGGUGCCGAUAGAGUUGUUGCUAAUGGAGAUACUGCAAACAAGAUUGGAACAUAUCAGAUAGCUAUAUCUGGUUAGUGCGAGGCAUUGAAAUUAUAUUAGUAAAAAAUUUUUUCUUUCUUGUGUACAGUGUUUGUAACUCUUACGAAACUAUGCAUGGAUUGAAGCAUGAUAUAUGUUAGUAUAAAUUAUCUAUAAAAUUAGAAGUGAAAAUUUAUAUUUUUGAAUUUUCUAGAUCUUUAAUUUUUGGAAUUUGUUAGAACUAUUGGUACAUCAUGUUUUGUUAUAGUAUACGACAUUUUUGCAUUUAUUUUUUUCCUUUCUUGACCUAAUAAUAAUUAUUAUUGUAAGAACUGUUUUUUAGUAAUGAUAUCGUAAGAACUGAUCAUGGGUUUCCACUUAUCAAGAUUAGAAUUAGUUAUCAUCUAUCAAUUAUCUCAAAAAAUAAUUGAAUAACUUGCGUUGAAGUAGUCUAAUCAAUAUACAGUGUAUUUCUGUGUGAAAGUGUAUAAAAGUGUGAUCUGAUUCAAACAUGUUGAAACUGAACUACCAGUUUAGUCUAGAUGCCAUGUACAAUUUAGUUUAAAGGUGCAUAAUGCAUUUCAUUUCCUGUAAUAUUCAAGUUAGACCUGCAGAGUGGGACACCCUUUGCUCCCUUACAUGUAUAUAGAGACACAGCUGUAAGCAUUCAUGUAGUAAAUUCGCGUGAGCUGUGCAUGAUUGAUCAAGUUUGCUUUUUACCCAGGCAGUAUUCUAAGAUACACCCUUGUGCAUGUAAUACUUGUGUUGACAUGUCAGUACUUAAAGGAUUCAAAUGGAUAGCUUGAAUAUUUGUGGAUUCCAGUCUUUUUUCACCAAAUUAAUUAUUAUUAUGGGAAGAGGUAACCUGAAAAAACUAUACACUACUUUCGUGUAAGUAAUUCAGGUUUAUUGGAGAUAUUAUAAUAGAUAAAUUUAAUCUUAAACUACUCAAAACUUGGCAUAACAUAUUAAUUAUUUCUCUCUUUUUUUUUCCUCUUUCCAGCCAAAUAUCAUAUGGUUCCAUUUUACGUUGCUGCACCCUCUACCAGCAUAGAUUUGUCAUUAGAAAGUGGUGAGCACAUUUCAAUAGAGGAGAGACCUGCCCAUGAGCUGACAACACUGGGCGAUGUUCGUAUUGCAGCUCAUGGGAUUGGCUGUUGGAAUCCAGGAUUUGAUAUCACCCCAGCAGAACUGAUAACAGGAGGCAUUAUAACUGAAUAUGGAGUCUUUAAACCACAUGAACUUAAACAGGCAUUGAUGGAGAGGAUCUAGGGCUCAUUCUUAUAAAAGUGUAACUUUGUUAAGUGUUGGGUUUGUUGUAGUACAUGUCUAGCCGGAUUUUUGAAAACGCAUCUAGUGAAAUCAGCAGCCAGUUGAGGGGGAAAGGCUGGCUUCUGCGUCUGAUAAGGCUGAAAAUCAUGGAAAACUAAAAUGAGAAGAGAAGAGAAAGAAAGGAGGUGAGGAGAAAGAGGCAAUGUUUGCACUCUUAUAGUUUUUAAAUUGGCUACUUUUGAGAUACAGUCAUGUAGUACUUUAACCUGAGUUAUACACAACUGUAGCUAAGGAUAUUUUACAUUUUAAUCACACAGCUACAGUUUGUUUGUGAUCUUUGUGAAGUUUCAUUGUCAUUACACAAGCACUUUUUCUCACAAUAUUUUUUUGCUAUUACUUGCUGAGUGUGAGCUAGAGAAACAACAUUUCUGCAAUUGAACUUUCUCCAAACUCCAAUUGAACUUUCCAGUAAUUUUAUCUAAGUGGAUUGCGUCCAUACAGUGUAGCUGUCAUAGAGAGGAGGUCAUUAUUAGAAGUUGGAGUGUACACACAUAGUUUAUUCAAUGAAGGUUGCUUUGGACAAUUCAUUGUAGCGAGUUCCAUAUGCAAAAAUGCCCCAUUGUCAAAGGAAAGCAAGUGUUUUUGAAUUAGCUAUAUACAGAGUGUUAGUGUGUUUAAUCAAAUGGUGACGAGUCAAAUUAUUCUCUAAUUUCAUGAACAUACCAUUUUGAUUACAAUGUACCUAUUUUAUAAUAUAGUUAUAAUUAUAUUGAUGACAAUUAAGCUUACUAUUGUAGUUUUUUGACAUGUUUAUCACAUUGAUUAUCAAUCAAGAACUUCCCAUGCUGAAAAGUGCAGAGCUUGAAUUCUGGCUUUAGUUCAGAAUUUUCAGAAUUUUUCGACAAAAUCACUUGAUAGAAUCCUUCUUGAUGUGCUUUUGGUGAGUUUAGGAAAGCAAGCUUUUUUGAAUUAGCUAUGUACAGAUUGUUAGUAUGUUUAAUCAAAUGGUGAUGAGUCAAAUUAUUCCCUUAUUUCAUGAGCAUACCAUUUUGAUUACAAUGUAUCUAUUUAAUAAUAUGGUUAUAAUGUAUUGGUGACAAUUACACUCACAAUUGUAGUUUUUGACAUGUUUAUAACAUUGAUUAUCAAUCGAGAACCCCCCACACUGAAAAGUGCUGAGCUUGAAUUCUGGCUUCAGUGCAGAAUUUUCAGAAUUUUUCGGCAAAAUCACUUGAAAGAAUCCUUCUUGAUGUGCUUUUGGUGUGUUUAGGUUUUCUGAAGUGUCUUGUAAUGUCCUGAUAAUAUCUUUAUUCAUAACAUUUUUAAACCUUGCUGCCAUCUUGGCACUGAAACGUAUGGAAUGUUGCCAUAGCAAUUUUGUAUUUUUGCUCGUGAAAUCAUAAGUUAUAUGUACACUGUAACUUUGAAAUUUCAUGCAAAAUUAGGGACUACUAUGAUAUUAUGUUUAUUUCAGGUUCGUGGUGCCCCGGCUAUUGCUAUAGUUGGUGCCUUGAGUUUGGUGGUGGAACUGCUCCAGCAGUCAUUCAGUUCAGCGGAAGAGUUGCUAAAGUUUAUAACAGAGAAGCUUGACUACCUUACCACAGCUAGACCAACAGCUGUAAAUAUAUCAGAGACUGCAAAAGAUCUAGUGUCUUUUGUUACAUAUUUAUCUUCAGUUAAAAGUGACCCUCAGGAUAUCAAGAUAAAAGUCAUUGAGGAAAUUGAAGGAAUGCUGGCAAAAGAUGUGAGCGAUAAUCAGUCUGUUGGCAGGCAUGGGGCAGAUCAUAUGGUACAGCUGACAAGCUCCGAAAAGUUGAAAGUACUCACUCAUUGUAACACUGGCUCUUUAGCAACAGCUGGCUAUGGAACUGCUCUGGGAGUCAUCAGAAAGCUAUAUGAACAAGAGAGGAUUGAACAUGUCUUCUGCACAGAAACAAGACCUUACAACCAGGGUUCACGGCUGACUGCUUAUGAAUUGGUCUAUGAGAAUAUUCCAUCCACUUUAGUAGCCGACUCCAUGGUGUCUUUGCUCAUGAAGACCAAGGGAGUGCAUGUGGUUGUUGUUGGUGCCGAUAGAGUUGUUGCUAAUGGAGAUACUGCAAACAAGAUUGGAACAUAUCAGAUAGCUAUAUCUGGUUAGUGCGAGGCAUUGAAAUUAUAUUAGUAAAAAAUUUUUUCUUUCUUGUGUACAGUGUUUGUAACUCUUACGAAACUAUGCAUGGAUUGAAGCAUGAUAUAUGUUAGUAUAAAUUAUCUAUAAAAUUAGAAGUGAAAAUUUAUAUUUUUGAAUUUUCUAGAUCUUUAAUUUUUGGAAUUUGUUAGAACUAUUGGUACAUCAUGUUUUGUUAUAGUAUACGACAUUUUUGCAUUUAUUUUUUUCCUUUCUUGACCUAAUAAUAAUUGUUAUUGUAAGAACUGUUUUUUAGUAAUGAUAUCGUGAGAACUGAUCAUGGGUUUCCACUUAUCAAGAUUAGAAUUAGUUAUCAUCUAUCAAUUAUCUCAAAAAAUAAUUGAAUAACUUGCGUUGAAGUAGUCUAAUCAAUAUACAGUGUAUUUCUGUGUGAAAGUGUAUAAAAGUGUGAUCUGAUUCAAACAUGUUGAAACUGAACUACCAGUUUAGUCUAGAUGCCAUGUACAAUUUAGUUUAAAGGUGCAUAAUGCAUUUCAUUUCCUGUAAUAUUCAAGUUAGACCUGCAGAGUGGGACACCCUUUGCUCCCUUACAUGUAUAUAGAGACACAGCUGUAAGCAUUCAUGUAGUAAAUUCGCGUGAGCUGUGCAUGAUUGAUCAAGUUUGCUUUUUACCCAGGCAGUAUUCUAAGAUACACCCUUGUGCAUGUAAUACUUGUGUUGACAUGUCAGUACUUAAAGGAUUCAAAUGCAUAGCUUGAAUAGUUGUGAAUUCCAGUCUUUUUUCACCAAAUUAAUUAUUAUUAUGGGAAGAGGUAACCUGAAAAAACUAUACACUACUUUCGUGUAAGUAAUUCAGGUUUAUUGGAGAUAUUAUAAUAGAUAAAUUUAAUCUUAAACUACUCAAAACUUGGCAUAACAUAUUAAUUAUUUCUCUCUUUUUUUUUCCUCUUUCCAGCCAAAUAUCAUAUGGUUCCAUUUUACGUUGCUGCACCCUCUACCAGCAUAGAUUUGUCAUUAGAAAGUGGUGAGCACAUUUCAAUAGAGGAGAGACCUGCCCAUGAGCUGACAACACUGGGCGAUGUUCGUAUUGCAGCUCAUGGGAUUGGCUGUUGGAAUCCAGGAUUUGAUAUCACCCCAGCAGAACUGAUAACAGGAGGCAUUAUAACUGAAUAUGGAGUCUUUAAACCACAUGAACUUAAACAGGCAUUGAUGGAGAGGAUCUAG
Molecule: messenger RNA, 7953 nt
Organism: Porites evermanni
Lineage: Eukaryota; Metazoa; Cnidaria; Anthozoa; Scleractinia; Poritidae
Source: the annotation of a GenBank genome assembly